UUCCUAUGAUAUUGUAUUUCGUUGAUGUGCAGCCAACUUCAUGCGGAUAGCCAUCGACCUUGAAUAUUGAAAUACACACAAAAUAGCAAGAAUAAAAGAGAGAACUCUUUCGGUAUGGAAAUUAAACAUUUUGGGCUAUUGGUGCUGCUUUUUUUUCAUUGUGUAUUACUUUGAAUCGUGAUUCGGCUGGGUGUUCGAUUCGCUCAGUAUAAAAAAAUGACUAAUCAUAAUUAAUAAGACAGUACUAGGAUCAAAUUGUGAAUAGAGUGCACACAAAAUAAAGGAAUGUGGAAAUAAAAUCGAAUUUCAUUUUGUUUCGUUUGUGUCACUGAUGAGAAGAAAAAAAAUUCUGUGAAAUUCAAGUGGGCACAAAAAAAAUGUCCACGAUUCAACAAUAAGCUAUUUACAAAGUGCAUUGAAAAAAAUCAAAAUUUUGUACAUGAUUAGUGUUUUUUUAAAGCAAUUUCCCAAUUAUCAACGUAAAUUAGAGUAGCUCAACAAAUAAUUGAAUGUGGAAAAAGUAGAAUUCAUUGCAAUAGAUAUUUUUUAUGGUGCGAGCGAGAAGCAAUCACACACACUUGAAGAAGAUGACGUUUGAAAAUGUCAGUGAAUUGAGACUCUAAUAAUAUAUACGAAGACGACGACGACGGUGGUACGGUCGAUAUAAGUAGCCAUGUGGUUAAAAUAGCGAAAUAAUUGAGAAAAUUACUAAGAAAAAAAUAAAAUCUAAGCUAUCGUCAAAUGUAAAUAAUACAAUCAUCAUUAUUAUCAAAGAAGUUAAGCUAAUAAAUAAGAAUGGACGAUUAAAUGCCGUGACGCAGCCUUCAUUUUACCAACUUCACUACAGAGUCAGUACAGUGUAAACAACUAGAUAAAGUGGAAAAAAUCGAACAUAAAUGUUUAAAGUCAUUGAAUUAUACAAGAAAUUCACUUUAUUUUGAUUAUUGGAAACGAAUCCAAAACUAAAUCAAUUUCAACAAUGAUGGCUCACGUAUCCACGGCUGAUGGCGAACACGAACAAGUGUCGGAAGUGAUUGCCGCAAUGGUCAUGCAAAAGGGCUACCGUGAUGGAGCCUCUUUUAUAAAUAAUGAGUGUGUUAAUGGUAAAAGCGAAUAUUUAAACUGUGUAUUGGAUGUCAUUCUAAAUCCGGAAAUGAAUAUCGAUAAUUUGGAAUACAUCGAGUGGUGCAAAUGGCUCAUAGCCGGUGGUCGUACACCUGAUGAAUUCGCAAGCAUAGUUCGAACGUACGAUAAUCAUGCCAAAUGCGGCCUAGUUUGGAUACCACAUGUGGUCGCCUAUCGAUGCCGAACGUGUGGAAUUUCGCCGUGUAUGUCAAUAUGUCGGAAUUGCUUCAAAAAAGGUGACCAUUCCACGCACGACUUCAAUAUGUUUUUGUCGCAAGCGGGCGGUGCAUGCGAUUGUGGUGAUACAUCGGUGAUGAAGGCCGAGGGUUUUUGUUCUGACCACGGCAUCAACAACCAUUCGGGAAGUUCAACAGUGCCAAAGGAUCUAAUGGCCGUUGCCGAGGCAAUAAUGCCACGUUUAUUACUUCGAUUGCUCUUUCAUUUUCGAGAUGAUGGCAAUAUUAAAGCCUGUGAUUCAUAUUGUAGUAUGCUAAUGGAACUGAAUAAUAUAGGUGAAUUAAUGCGCAACGUUAUGACAACAACACUACUCGAUAAAUCGUUAUAUACUACGCUACUCAAUCCGAAUAAUGCGAAACCGUAUUCUCAGUUCUUAGAACGAAGUAUAAUCAAAUACACGGAUGCCAAAAGCAAGCUGAAAAGUCCGGUGGCGCCAAGUAAAUAUAAAGAUUUUGCUGCUCUUCAAAGUGACAUUGUGCACUCAUCAUUGUUGGAAGAGCUGAUUUUCUGGACAUUCAAGUAUGAAUUUCCGCAAAAUUUUGUCUGUUUCUUAUUGAACAUGUUGCCCGAUCCAGAUUAUAAGGAACAACUCACACGAACAUUUGUAAUGCACUACAGCCGUAUUCCAAAGGUGCUCGAAACAUCAAGUGACCCGGAUACGUUGAGCAAUCGCGUGGUUCAUAUGAGUGUUCAGCUAUUUUCGAAUGAAAGUUUAGCACUUAAAAUGGUCGAAGAAUUGAAUCUGUUACAUGUGAUGAUCAUUAGUUUAAAGUCAAUGAUGGCGCAAAACUUGAUUCGGAAUACAUUACAUGAUGAGGAUAGGAAUACGCAUCAUGUUAUCGACUGUGCAACAAAAGCAAUGAAAGAGCAUUGUUAUUGGCCACUUGUUUCUGACUUCAAUAAUGUCCUUUCGCACGAAUCGGUAGCGCUGGUUUUCCUUCGUGAUGACGAUUUAGUAAACAUGUGGUUUCAAUUUUUGUCGAUGCUGCAAGGGAUGAAUGUAAAUGUGCGCGAAGUUGGUAGUCACAUCGAAUAUGAGCCGAGUUCUUACUACGCUGCAUUUUCAUGUGAACUAGAGGCCAGCGCAUACCCAAUGUGGUCCAUUAUAUCGCAUUUGAAUGAUAACACUCAUGCUCAGCUAGCGAAGAAGAUAAUCAUGUUCUGCACAAACUACCUUCAAGACUGGUUAAAAGCAAUUUAUCAAUCGAAACACGAUAAGAGUGAAGUUAUAAAAGAUGACAAGAACGAAAUGAUGCGAGCAUCAUUUCAUUUUCCAUUACAUCGAUACCUGGCUGCAUUCACCUGUCAGGCGGUCAGCAAAAUGAAUAUGACGCUAAAAGACAUCAUCCCUUCACCUGACUUGCUCACACUCUUGAUGAUUCAUCCACUUCGCGUUCAGAGUUUCUUCUACGAAAUUUUGGCUGGAAUAUGGAUACGAAAUGGUUUGCAGAUAAAAGGGCAAGCAAUGACAUACAUCCAGGCGAACUUCUGCAAUUCGAUGGUCGAUAUGGACUUAUAUUUUCUACAAAUAUGCGCAAUACAACUGCCGCCGAAAGUCUUUUUGCUGAACACGAUUGAGUCAUUCGGUGUGGGUGAUUGGCUGGGCAUGUGUCAGCUAUCUCAACCGCAAGAAAUGGAACAAGAUUCAAUGAUGGAAGGUUUGCUAACAUUCUUGUCGACGAUUGUUUCAUCACGAACAAACUUGGGGAAUGACGAAAAGGCACAGUGCAUAAUCGAAAUAAGUGCUUUGCUUGCGACUGGUGAUAAAACCCAUAGUCAACUAUUAGAAUUGAUGCCAGAACGAUCGGGAAAUUCGCACACCAGGAACUUUGAACAAUAUUUGAAUGAGUUAUCCGUUUUCAAGCGGCCACCAAGUCUGUCUGAAAAUUUGGAACAGGGUUUGUUCAUGCCGACGGCUGAUGUAUGGGAGAAAUAUUAUGAUCCACUUCAUGUGCUGCUGCGGGCUGUUCAUCGGCGAGAUUUUCAAAACUCAAUGGAUCGAUUCCAGAACUAUGUAAAGCAGGAGAAGAAAAUGCCGAAAAGUGGAAGUCUUUGGCCACCAUUUAGGUUGCCAGCUCCAGUCGGUGAAUUUUACAGUGAUCCAUCGUGCAUUCUGCAUUCACGCAUUUUGCACUCAAUGAUUCUGGGCAUUUUAUAUCGUGCCGUACACUUGUACAACGUGUCAGAGCACAUGUUAUCGCUGGCUAUAUUUUUGCUGGAAAUGGCCGUCACAUCCACCAAUAAUGUGCCAAAGGAUGCACUGGAAUGCAAUCAAAGUAAAAACUCGUUCACAUCGUCCAGUGAUAUUCCGGAGCUACUGAAUGUAUUUUCCGGUGACUGUUUAGCAGCUAAUCUUCGUCAUCAUGUCAGCCGUAUCGCAUUGACCUCAGUUGAACCACAAAAUUCACCGGCCAACUACAGCAACACAACAUUUGACAGUGACAUUGAGUGGGAUGUAUCGGAAAAUGAACCAUUGCAAACUUUAAUGCCAAAUAGUGCACAAAUGGAAUUGGACAUGGAAGAAGCACGAUUUGAUGUGGCACAAGAUUUGAGCAUGAUUCGCGAACGGUAUUUACCGCUGCGCAGCGGCGAUUCAAACAUGGAUGUACGCUUGGAAGCUGGUGCAUUACAGCCAUAUUCGUCUUUGCCACCAUCAAAUAAUGCUGUUAAUGCAAUUGAGUACACAAGACGCGAUUCGGAUCCUGAGCCAUCGGGGUCGACACAUUUGGCUCUGCCGCCGGUACAUGUGACCGCUGAAACUGGCAUGGAGGUUGUUGUUCGUCACAAUUUAGGCCUCGUUCCCACUGAUGAAACACAGAGACCGCAAACCGAAAUGUUUUCGCAUGCAAAUCCAGGUACAAUUCUACCCUUCCAAAGAGUACAGCCCGUAGCGGUGCCAAGCCGAAAUAUGGACAUCGUUGCCAGCACAGCAAACAAUCAACGGAGAAUGUUUUCGUCGGCAUUCAAAGCGAAAAUUGUUGAGGGAAGCAUGUCAGACACGGAUUUUAUUGUGAUUGAAGAAAGUAUCCUGUCACUUUUGCUGAAAUUGCAUUCACAGUUGAGCGGAAUAUUGGACAGUUUUUCUCUAGAUGAAGCAAAUGAAGAAAGAAAUGUAGACGCUAUGGACACCAGCGAAGCUGGACCGUCAAGUUCAAAUGCUAGUCAGACAAAUCACAGAAACAGUAAUCAAUCGGAGGCGCCGCGUAUCGGUGACGGCCCAUUUUUCAUUGGGAAUUUACUGAAGAAAAUAGCCAAAGCCGAUGAAGGAUGUGCCCAGUCAAUAAAUGAAAUCCGACAGCGUUUAUGGCCGAAUCAACGCGAAAAACAAGCCGAACAAAGAGCCAAAGAAACGAAAGAGAAAGAGGAACGAAGCAAACGUGCACGCGAACGUCAACAGAAACUCAUGGAAGAGUUUGCCAAUAAACAAAAGCGAUUUAUGGAGCAAACCGCUGAGGAAAUGGACUAUUGCGACGAUGAACAAGAAAAUGACGAGGAAGUCACGCGAGAAAAAGAGUACGUGUGCAUAAUUUGCAAUUUAACUAGCCCUAGCACUGAAUCGAACCCAAUCGGUUUGGUUGUUCUGAUUGAGUCUAGCGGAGUCGUUGGUCAUCGUAGAAAGUGUGGUGAACGCUUUAAAUUACCACUUAACGAUGAAGAAGCAAAAGCGAUGACAACGGAACGAUUUGCCACCGAGUGUGCACAUCAAAAUAGGUUGCUUACAUACCGAUUCGGCGAGGAAUCCUGGUUUUUAACCAGCAAUAAUUCAUUUGAAUCAGGCAUAUUUGUACAGUCUUGCGGCCACUAUGUUCAUCUUAUGUGCCACGAAGCGUACCUAAACUCACUCAGUUCACAACGUCAACAAAGCUUGAAUGUUGAACGCGGAGAAUUUUUGUGUCCAGUCUGUCGACAGCUAGCCAACGCAGUUUUGCCGCUCAGUCCACAAACGGAAACACCAACCUCCGUCGUUCGCUCGAAAGAAGAGGCGAAAAAAGAACAUUUAUUCAAAACGUUGUUGGGAGAGUUGACCAUUCUAAUCAAAGAGAACGAACAGCCUCCGCCAACAAAAUCAGCGAAACCGACGAAACUUAACGAAGCAAUGGGACGCGCAAUGGAAAUAAUCUCAGAAUGCACUUACCCAAAACUAUUCAAGCCGUCACAUAGAAGACUAUUCUUAUUUGUUACAUCUAUAGCUCGAACCAAUUUGGAAGCCGAAGUCAUUCAAAGAGGCGGUUCAUUAUGUUCGAAGAAUGCCUUGCGAUAUAAACCAAAGCGAGAGUGCCUGGUGCCUCUUUUGAGCUUAUUGUCGGAGUAUCUACGUCUGUUGGCAGGUUGGCCGCUUUGGCAAUCCUUCGUGUCUUUGUACGAAGUUCAGUCAACCAACACCGCAUCGGUGCCUGCGCACUGUCAAGAAAUCAUCCCUAGUUUGUUGGCAGAUCCAAUAGCUCUUCUGAUUAAGUAUACGUUAUUAGCUCCACUUCGUAUGGAUAUAGUUUACUUCACUUGCAUCGUAAAAGUCAUGUACAACUUGUUGUACUUUCAAGUCAUUGUAAAACUAUGCUCAUCUCUAACCGAAGCCGAAUGUGAUCAGAUUAUUGCAAGAUAUGCAACAAAUGAACCUAUCGAAAUUUCUGGCUUCAAUAAUUUGGGCUCUGUGUUGGCAUUUGUUUUGAAAAUCACGAACAAAUGCGAACAAUUUCGAACGAGUUCAUCGUUUGCAAUGAACAAUGUUUCAGCGACGUUUGCGUCCACUUCAUCAUCAUCAUCAUCAUCAUCAUCAUCAUCGCAGCAACAGGAACCACAUCAACAACUGAAUUUGAAUCUUAUAGAACAACAACUGCAGAAGCUUUGUUUGCCUUUCCUACGAAUCGCUACCCUGCUUCGGCAUCAUCUGUACGAGCAAAACCUACCCGACAUCAAAGUUCCACAAAUGGAAUUCGUGUGCUUAGUCUACUUCUUGGAAUUAGUCACAAUUGAUAUUAAUUGGGAUAGUUUUGAUGCUGCUAAAGCAUUGUGUUUUGUGCCUGGUCACGAGCAAAAAUUACCCGAGGUUUGGUGUAACCAGCUGAUAAGUCUCAAUCGUAAUUCUGAGCCUGACGAGCAGCAUCGAGCCAUUGUCACGCUUGUUGACAAUCAACAUGCAUUGUGGCAACAGCCAAGACUUCUCCGGCUUCCACGAGAAUAUGAAAAACUAUUCACGUACUACCACGAAAAAGUGUGUCCAAAUUGCAACAACGUGCCGAGAGAGUGUUCGAUUUGUUUGCUCUGUGGAACGAUUGUCUGUCUGAAGCAACGGUGUUGCGUGGAAUCGAGCUGUUUUGAAGCUGUUAGGCAUUCAAUGAGAUGCGGUGGAGGAACAGGUAUAUUUUUGGUUGUGCCUUCGACUUACAUAAUCGUUGUAAGAGGACGGAGAGCUUGUCUAUGGGGUUCACUUUACUUGGAUGACUACUUUGAAGAGGAUAGAGAUCUAAGACGGGGAAGACCAUUGUAUUUGAGUGAAGAGCGCUUCAAUUUGUUAGAAUCUCAAUGGCUAUCACAUCGUUUUGCUCAUACAAAACAUACUUGGGUGUUGCAUAAAGACACACUUUGAUUUCUCUAGAACAAUUAAAUCAAAUAACAAACAAUUCAAUGGAUAUUUUUUAAACAAAUAAAAACGGAUGGAAUAUCAAAUCAUAUGGAGCAAUAAUAAUAAUUCCAAUUAUGUCUGAAAGGAAAAGUCACAUAAAAGAAGUUCAACUAAACAAAAAAGAUAAAUACGUACAUACAUGAAAAUAAUUGCUACACUCUGUAUAAAAAAAAAUAUAAAAUAGAUUAGAUGCACAGAAA
Sitodiplosis mosellana (orange wheat blossom midge) is the source of this 7185-nucleotide messenger RNA. It is a transcript of the gene Ubr3, whose product is annotated as E3 ubiquitin-protein ligase Ubr3. Gene Ontology annotation, molecular function: zinc ion binding; ubiquitin protein ligase activity. Gene Ontology annotation, biological process: protein ubiquitination; ubiquitin-dependent protein catabolic process via the N-end rule pathway. The record is from RefSeq and is a predicted model, not a curated record. NCBI's taxonomy places the organism in Eukaryota, Metazoa, Arthropoda, Insecta, Diptera, Cecidomyiidae. Gene Ontology annotation, cellular component: ubiquitin ligase complex; cytoplasm. The transcript has 13 exons. The coding region runs from base 980 to 6949 and encodes 1989 amino acids.